AUGCAUAAGUUGGUGGGGCAGUUUCUAAAGCUAAACCCGCCGAGGUUCUCAAAAGUAGGUGAUCCCGAGGUUGUAACCCUAUGGAUCCAAGAAUUAGAAAAAGCUUUCGCACUACUAAGGUGCUCAGAGGAAGACAAGGUUGUCCUUGCAGUCUAUCAGUUGCAAGGAAAUGCAAGCACCUGGUGGAGGGCCAUCAGGGGAAGAGUGUUUCUUGAAGAUGUGGUCCCGGGUCUGAUGUCUGUGGACCAAUAUGAGGCAAAGUUCGCUGAGUUGUCCCAGUACACCCCCGGACUGAUUGAGGAUCCAAUAGACAGAGCAAGGAGAUUCCAAGAUGGACUGAGACUGGAGAUAAAGGAUCCAUUAGUGCCGCUUAAUCUGAAGGAUUACAACGAUAUGUAUGAAAGGGCACAAUUGAUUGAGAGAAACCUAAAUGAACAAGCCGCCGCAUCUGGGUUGCGGUUUGGGUCCAACAGAGAUGGAAAUUGGUUCGAGAAGAAGUCGAUGUCUGAAGGAAGCUUACCCCUAGAAAGGGAGAUUGAGCUCGUGAUUGAGUUGGCCCCCGGGACGGAGCCAAUCUCUAAGGCUCCUUACCGUAUGGUGUUAUUAGAGUUGAAGGAACUAAAGGUGCAUAUGCAGGAGUUGUUGGACAAAGGAUUUAUACGUCCUAGUGCAUCGCCUUGGGUAGCACCAGUUCUGUUUGUGAAGAAGAAAGAUGGGUCGUUGCGCCUUUGCAUUGACUAUCAACAACUCAACCGAGUGACGAUCAAGAACAAGUAUCUGUUGCCAAGGAUUGACGAUCCGUUUGAUCAGUUACAUGGAGAGUCGAUAUUUUCUUAG
Eucalyptus grandis is the source of this 837-nucleotide messenger RNA. RefSeq lists its product as uncharacterized. NCBI's taxonomy places the organism in Eukaryota, Viridiplantae, Streptophyta, Magnoliopsida, Myrtales, Myrtaceae. The record is from RefSeq and is a predicted model, not a curated record. Bases 1 to 837 code for a protein of 278 amino acids. The transcript has 3 exons.